AUGACGAGGAAGCUCCCUCAGGUGGAGGUGUUACAUAUCAACUAUCUGGAAGUGGGAUCUGUUCACGCGAAUGCGGCUGACGUAUUCUUGUACCUGACAGCAUUCACUUCCAUCACACAUCUUAUCCUAGGCUCGCAUUUCCCCUCGGUGACGGUCUUCGCGCGACUUCUCUGUGCUCUCCCCAGGCUAUCCCGGCUAACGUGCUCUGGCAUCACUUUUGCGACUCGUGGAUAUGCACAGGGCGCCGUCAUUCCACCUCAACAGUUUACGCUUACUCAUUUCGACGCAAACGACCGCGACCACAAUCUCGACGUUUUCGAUUUCUUAAUUAGCAGCUUGAUCAUUUCGAAUACACAGUAUAUUGGACUUGACUUGCAGAUAUUAUUUUACAAUGAUCCGGGCUCGUUCUGCGAUCGCAUCCAACGAAUGCUCGUGACAGCGGGUCCAUCGCUCACCAAAAUCCAUGUCAAUUUUCACUUUGAGAUUCCCCGCGCGUUUGUUGACAACGUGAACUUAAGAUACAGCGUAAAACUAGAGGUCCUGUCUCUCACUUUAUUCAGGCAAUCGGCUGCGCAGUUAGUCAACAUAUACGCUGUCAUAUCGCAAGCUUCGCCAUCAAGUCUUCGCCAAGUUCUCCUUGUAUUCCCUGAUAUCCGGGACCCAGAGCUCGAUGAAAAGGUUUCUACACAGAUCGACCAGCUUUUGUCUACUCCACACUAUCGGAUCCUCAGCACAGUUCGCAUCGAAAUACGCAGAGGUCAUGUUCAGAACAAGAACUUGGAAGAUGCCUGGAUAGAGCUCCUUUCUACUCGUUUUCCUCGAUUAUGCGCGCGGGGAGUCCUUCAGUGCGCACAUUUUGCUUAA
Fibroporia radiculosa is the source of this 864-nucleotide messenger RNA. RefSeq lists its product as uncharacterized. Lineage: Eukaryota; Fungi; Basidiomycota; Agaricomycetes; Polyporales; Fibroporiaceae. The record is from RefSeq and is a predicted model, not a curated record. Bases 1 to 864 code for a protein of 287 amino acids. The transcript is spliced from 2 exons.